This is a messenger RNA of Sceloporus undulatus (fence lizard), 2878 nucleotides long. RefSeq names its product olfactory receptor 51E2-like. Gene Ontology annotation, biological process: G protein-coupled receptor signaling pathway. Gene Ontology annotation, molecular function: olfactory receptor activity; G protein-coupled receptor activity. The coding region runs from base 829 to 1809 and encodes 326 amino acids. The record is from RefSeq and is a predicted model, not a curated record. The transcript has 2 exons. Lineage: Eukaryota; Metazoa; Chordata; Lepidosauria; Squamata; Phrynosomatidae. Gene Ontology annotation, cellular component: membrane.
UUGAUUUUUCAGUCCUUUUCUCCCUCUUUUUUUUAAGGUUGCAUUCCCUAUUUUGGAAAGGAAUUUUCCUCGGUGAGAGGUCUCUUUGGGGGUGGAGCUGGGCUGGGCCUUGGCUUGCUUUCCUUCUGGGUUUCCUCCCAGAGAUAAUGGAGGUUCAGGCCAGAGAGCGUGCCCUGGAUGCCAAGGCUGCAGCCCUGCCUUGACCGCCAGCAAAGCCAGUCCCAUUUUUGGACUCUGGAGGAUCCAAGGAAAUGUCCGGGAAGGGACACAAGGGUACAGUCUUAUGCCUCCUCAUUCAUCCUCUUCUCACCUUCUCCAUUUAGCCUGUGCAUACCUUUUAACUUUUUGCUCAUCCUGGGUACCAAGGUUAAGCUGCUAGAGCCCUCUGGUUAUAUUUUCCAAUGGUGGAGAUGAUGCGUCUUGAGUCCUAACAGAUGCAUUGAGAACAGUGGGGAAAUAACUACUUUUUUCAUCCUUUUGUUCACCUUUGGUACCCACAUUAAGCGGCUAAAGCAUUCUCAUAGAAUCAUAGAGCCACAUUCAGGUUGUAUUUUCCCAUGAUGAAGAGGAGGCACUUUUGAGUCCUAACAGAUGCAUUCAGAAAAUGCCUACUUCUUGAGAGCUAAUUCCAGCUGCAGUGGACCUACUGAACCCCUGGGAACUUAACAUUAGGGCUGACUUCCCAGUUUCCCAUGGAUUGAAUGGGUCUGCUCUAGAUCGGACUAACAGCUGGGUUUGCUCCUUGAACUGCAACUCCCAGAACUGAGUCCAGCUUGAAGACAUGGGAACGGUGGUCCAAAAAGAAGCCAAGGUGCCAAAGGCCACUCCAUGCUGCCCCUCAGGUCGGCCAUGACGCUCACGAAUGGGACCUGUGGCCUCCGACCCUCUUCGUUCACGCUGCAAGGCCUGCCCGGCUUGGAGGAUGCCCAUUUCUGGCUGGCGUUCCCCCUGUGCGCCAUGUACUUGGUCGCCAUAGUGGGCAAUGCCACCAUCUUGUUGGUGGUGAAGACGGAGCCCACUCUCCACGCGCCCAUGUACCUCUUCCUCUGCAUGCUGGCCGCCGUGGACCUGGCGCUGGCCACUUGCACGAUGCCCAAGAUCCUCUCCCUCUUCUGGUCGGACGACCGGGAGAUUGGCUACGAAGCCUGCCUCCUCCAGAUGUUCUUCAUCCACUCCCUGUCGGGCAUCGAGUCCACCAUCCUCCUGGCCAUGGCUGUGGACCGCUACGUGGCCAUCUGCCGCCCCCUCCAGUAUUCGGCCACCCUCACCCGCUCGGUGACGGCCAAAGUGGGCUUGGUGGCCGUGGCAAGAGGGGUGGCCUUCUUCCUGCCCUUGCCCCUGCUGGUUGACCGCCUGCCCUUCUGCGGCCCCACCGUCCUCACCCACUCCUACUGUCUCCACCAGGAUGUGAUGAACCUGGCCUGUGAGGACACCAUGCCCAACGUGGUCUAUGGCCUGGUGGCCAUCUUCCUGGUCAUGGGCCUGGACUCUCUGCUCAUCUUCCUCUCCUAUGUGAUGAUCAUCAAGGCUGUCCUGCAACUGAGGUCCCGGGAGGAACGCUUCAGGGCCGCCGGGGCAUGCGUGGCCCAUGUCUGCAUCGUCCUGGCCUUCUACGUGCCCCUCAUUGGGCUCUCCGUGGUCCACCGGUUUGGGAGGGAGCUUCCUCCCAUGGUGCAGAUCACCAUGAGCAACGUCUACCUCCUGUUGCCUCCUGUGCUCAACCCCAUCAUCUAUGGGGCCCGGACGAAAGAAAUACGGAGGCGAGCGCUGAAGAUGGUGAGGGUGCGGCGGGACCCGGAGCCACAUUGACCCCUUGGGUGUGUGGAAUGGAUUAUCGAGAAGCUAUUCAAUCAUGGACAAACAUGGCGUCGUGGUCUGAGUGCUGGACUAAGACUCAUGGAGACUGGCUCCAAUUCCCUGCUUGAAAACCCUUGGAGCAUCUCACAUUCAUUUUCAGAGGAAGGUCAUGGAGGCCAACCUUCUCUGGAUAACUCUGGCCAAGAAAACCUUAGUCUAGCAUUGCCGUGCUCUUAGACUCAGCAUGGUGCAGUGGUUUCAAUGUUGGCCUAGGACUCUGGGAGAGCAAGGUUUGAAUCCUUGCUUAGUCCUGGAAACGUCCUUGGGCAAGUCACACUCUCUCAGCCUCAGAGGAAGGCCAUGGUGGGCCAAUCGUGUCUGAAGAAAUCUGGCCCAAAAUCCCAUGAGAAGGUUGCCUUAAGUUGACAUGAUGCCACAUAACAACAAACAAGGAGUAUAAGUAACACCACAGCUGGGCAGAUGUGUUCAGUCAGUUGUGUAAGUUCCACUGGGGGGAAAUGGGAAAGUUUGGAAGAAAAGGAUUGAUAUGUUAAGUUGUUUGUUCGUAUGGUCAAAAAUCUAAUUCAGUUGCAUUAAUGUUGGAAGAGAAAUGUUUUUGACAACUGCAUUAAUUUGAAAUUGUUGUUUGUAUUUAUGCCACGUUGCUUUAUUAAAAGCCUUAGCAGCAUUAAGGUUUUUAUUUAUUUAAAAAUGCAUGAUUUUACUCCAGGGUGGCUUAAAAACAAUAGGAAGAUAGACCAAGAGAAUCAGGAUUCCAUAAGAUGGAGCCACAGCACUUAAGGUGGUGUCACACUGCAUUAUUUCUAGCGUGUGGACGCACCCCAAGACGUGCCACUAAGGAAGAAGUCAGAGCCAUCCACAGCCUUGGCUGUUUCCCCCCGGUUAUUACAGACCUUCCCAGCAUCCCCAAAAGCAGGGCAACCGGCCACUUGGUCAGGCUGAGUUGUUGCUUUUAAAAAGAAAAGACCUGCGCCUUCCGAUGUCGCACUCACUCACAGCAAUAAUAACAAGUCACGCUUGGUUGCUGGCUAUAUCCGAUUUCUAAUGUUUCCCACGGCUG